Messenger RNA from Ceraceosorus guamensis, 2422 nucleotides. RefSeq lists its product as hypothetical. Lineage: Eukaryota; Fungi; Basidiomycota; Exobasidiomycetes; Ceraceosorales; Ceraceosoraceae. The transcript is spliced from 3 exons. The record is from RefSeq and is a predicted model, not a curated record. Bases 129 to 2345 code for a protein of 738 amino acids.
CCUCCGUAGAGUAAGCUAGCUGCUCGUGCCACCAGUACACCGGACACCGCUCGCUGCGCAUCGGAGAUAAGCGAGCACGGAGAGCAUUUUCUUCUUCGGCCAGGCUCACGUCACUGCAGGCGUUCGAGAUGUUGUCUUCGUUGAGCUACAGCAAUUCUGCAAGCGCUGAGCAUGGCGCGGUCAAGAUGCCAAAGAGUUCACUGCACAGCCGUGCAGCUACGGACGGAGAAGCUCGAUCGCCCUCGGCACGCAGCGCGAGUAGCGCGAAUGGUGCGUUUUCUGCGCUCAUGGCGAGCGAGCGGGAAGCAGCCUUGGCUACUCCAAGACCUCCCGACGCCAGCGCUACUCCUCGUCCCGGUCCUGUGCAAGCAGCAGAAGCAGCAGAGGCAGCAGUCCGGGCUCAAGCUGAAGCAGCAGCGAGUGGCAGAUGGUUUGGCUGGGCGCGCAGGACCGGUCGGAACCAGGAGGGAAGCGAGGCGACGCUGGGAGGUCAUCAGCGCAACGGAACAGUGCUGAGCGACGUCGAGGAUGUGUACGAAGAGCCAGAAAGGCAUGGCGGUGCGUCGGCUUACGCCAAUGACAGCAUCGGACGAUCCAGCCUGGCCAGCACUGGCACUAGCGCCAGCGCCAGCUACAACGGCAGUGGCCCUGCCUUUGGCUUUGGUAGCGAGGCCAGGCGCGAGAAGAGGCGCAAAAAGUACGCCCCACCCGAAAUGCUCAUCUUGGUGAGACCGCCGCCCAGCAAGCAGAGCAACCCAUUGAACCUGCAAAUCCAGCUGGUCACUCCCCUCACCCAGCCAGGAUCAGGCUCGCGUGUUUCUGGUGAGCUUCGCCGUGUGACUCCGCUAUACAAUCUGUUCUUCCACUCUCUGCUUCCCACCACUGUCAGCGACGCAGGCAACGAUCAAAAGAUCGCCAAAUUCGGCCGCAAGGGCGUCGAGAUCGAUGGGUUUGGACAGCUAGAACCAAGGGAGCUGAUUCCUGGAGUGAGCGACAUGCGCAGAGGUAGCGGUCCUCUUAGCACACUGGGCAGCGACAUCUCCCCUCCGCAAGGGACAGGAUCCGACGUAGGCAUACUCGUGACAGACGAAGAGCCUCCAACAAGCUUCGAGUCCAUGACGCCUGAGGCUCAAGCUCCACCCGAGACGGCUGGAGGCCGGCUUUUGAGCAAGUUCAAGCGCUUCAGUCUCCAAGGUCCUCGUCCUGGAAGCUCAUCUGGAUCAGCUGGCAAUAUGCCAACAUCUGCUGGUCCGUUCGGUCGCUUCUCACUGGCCCUGAACAGCGGAGCCGCUUCGGCAACCAGCAUCAAAGCUCGAGGGAGCAUAGACGCCAGUGCCCCGAGCACCCUCGAAUCCAGUCUAGCCGGCAGCAUCACAACUGCCAGUGGCUCUGACAUACCGCAGAUGGUGCCUGCCUCCGGCCUCUCUAGCGAAGGUCGCCGCAAGACUGCUGGGUACUAUUGGACGAUACGCAAACUCAACAGAAGCGCGCCAGGAGAGGUCAUCAAUGCCCAACCACGCGUUGACGCGGAAGGUCAGAAUGCUGUCCUUGCAAGCGUGUGGAAGCGCUUCAAUCUUGUCAACCGCCAGGCUGGGGAAGUUCAAGUUCUACACCCACCUAUCGAGCAGAUUCCUAUCCGCUUUGAGUGGACCAAAGAUCCCAAUGCUAGGAGAGCUUCGCGUUCAAGCAGGCGUUCGAGUCGCGUCAUUGGUCACGGGCGCGCUGCUACGGACGCUGUUUCGCCGGCGCCGAGAGCGAUCGCAGCCAGACGUGGGAGCUUCGACAUCGAAACCGCUGUCAGCGGAAACAGCGAUCGAAGCGGGGGGCCGCAACCUCUAUCCGAAAGGCUCGUCACUGCCAACGGAGCUGUGGCCCCUGCUGGCAGCAAUCUUCAACCACCAAGCAACGCAGGCUCUAGGCCUGGCUCCAUCCACAGCGCAAGAAGGUCGAUGGAAAGCAGCGCUUUGGACGACACGACCAGCUCGCAUGGGGAUGCCGAGGAGGACGAGGGCUAUGGAUCGGACCCAGAAGACAGUGAGACUGCUUGGUCGUGCCAUCUCGUGCUAGGGCCAGAAACCCGCAUUCCCAUCGGUUCUUUGGCGCCUGCACCACAUCACCCAAAGAUCGUCGGCCAACUAGCCAUUCCUUUCCCCUUGCCCGACCUCAGCGCUUCGGGCUUGUGCGCAGACGGUGCUGGCUUGUCUCGCGAAGAGCUCAAAGACAUCGUCUGCACCACUUGCUUCUUCUUGACCAUUCGUGAAGGAUGGGGAGGCAUUGGCAGUCGGAAGCGCAAGGGCGACAGCGGACUGAGAAUGGCCGCUGCACAGCACAUGCGUCCGAUUUAGACUCUUUCACAGCGGUUUCUCGGCACUUGCAAUCUUCCUUUCUCUUUUUUCGAAAUCUCCCCUCGUCAUUGAGCGAU